Astyanax mexicanus (Mexican tetra) is the source of this 4298-nucleotide messenger RNA. RefSeq names its product toll-like receptor 19, tandem duplicate 1 (gene tlr19.1). The record is from RefSeq and is a predicted model, not a curated record. Gene Ontology annotation, biological process: toll-like receptor signaling pathway; immune response. NCBI's taxonomy places the organism in Eukaryota, Metazoa, Chordata, Actinopteri, Characiformes, Acestrorhamphidae. Bases 164 to 3046 code for a protein of 960 amino acids. The transcript has 4 exons. Gene Ontology annotation, molecular function: protein binding; transmembrane signaling receptor activity. Gene Ontology annotation, cellular component: membrane.
GAUAUAAUGAUAUGGACCACUGAUGAUUUUAAACAUAGUUUAACGGCACAAAUUCAGCUGCUAUCGAAGUUUCAGAUCUUCUUAUCUUGUCAUCAUUGAGAAGACGACCAUCUCUUCUCUAAGAAGAAGAUUUUUUUGGCUUAUCUUUGGUCAUAAAUCCAAAAUGUUCCAGAGCCUGAAGCUUCUUCUGUGUUUCAGCCUCUGCGAUGUUUCUUUUGCUGUUAUUGCUCAACAUUGUUUUACCUUUAAGGAGCAAAUCCUCAAAGAUAUAGGAAGUACCUUAUCCUGCGAUCAUCGUCCAGGACAUGGAGAUUAUGCAGAAUGCAACAUCUCAGACUUCCGCUCAGAUCUGACGGAACUCACACCAGAGGUCAGGUCACUCUGUAUCUUCCACAAGGCAAAGAUGAUUCCAGAAAAGGCGUUCUCACAAUGGCCGUCGUUGGAAAUUUUACGUAUCUUUGGAGAGCAGUUGAACGGGAUUAUGUCUAAAGCCUUCAUUGGCCUCUCCAACCUAAAGUUCCUGAAGAUUACCUUCGAUUCUUCUUCCAAAUGUCGCAAUGUUUCCUUAGAAGAUCAAGCGUUUGCUGGGUUGGAGAACUUACAGGAGCUGGAACUGACAGGUUUCCAGUUUAAGAACAUUUCCAGCUCAACCUUCAACCCUUUGAGGGAGCUUGUGAGUUUGAGGUUAGCAGGGGUUUGUGUGAAGGAGUUGAGUGAGGUGUUUUGUAGUCUCAGUGAUAACAUGGCUCUACUACAGCAUUUGUCUCUGGAGGACAGUGGAGUUUCAACCAUAGAUAAGCAGGAUUGCAUGGCCGAAUCUGCUGUGCUUGCUGGAGUCAAGGAUUUAAAUCUAGAUGGGAAUCCCAUCCAGGUGAUUGAGGAAGAUUCUCUGAAGGUGUUUCAGAAUCUUUCCAGCCUUUCUUUAAAGCUCCUUGAACAGUUUGAGUCAAGGAACAGCAUUUGGAAAUCGGGAAUUGGCCAGGUCGAUAAAAUCCGCUUUUCUGGACCGAAGUCUAAAGGGCUCAUCAAUGACUUGUGCAGCAUGACCGCUCAUCUAAGUGUGAGAACCCUUGAACUAUCUCAAAUCGCAGUGGAUAUGUUGUCUGAGAAAAGUCUACAAAACUGCAGUAGGCAUUUGAAGACAUUGAGCAUCUGUAGCUCCAAGAUUCAACAGAUCGACUUCAGAUUUUGGAAGGUUGCAGCAAAUAUCGAAUCCCUAACAAUGUCCGACAUGGGUUUAAAAGAAGCGUCAUUUUGCAAGGGCGCUAAUGGUACCAUUUGGAACAUCACCAGUUUAAAUCUAGAGAACAACCUACUCAAGGAGGUUCACGCCAAUCAGUUCGGCUGUAUGCCUUUACUGGAACGACUUGUACUCAGCAGAAACUCCAUUGAAACUCUGUUUCAAGAUGCCUUGAGUGGUCUACCAAGACUCAGGACUCUGAAGCUUAACUCAAACAAGAUCAAGCAGCUUUCCUACACAGACUUUGAGUCUCUUUCUGCUUUGGAGAUCCUGCUAAUUGACAAUAAUACAAUUCAGAAGAUUGAAGAAGGUGCAUUCAGGAAGCAAAAGCAGCUACAGGAGAUGACCUUAGGCACUCUGUUGUUCCCUGAGCUGUACCUUACCAUGAUUUUUUACGGCUUCCCACCGAAAAUGCAAAAUCUCAGCAUCGAAACUGGACACCACACAGCCCUUCUCCACCUUGGCGUAAAUCCGACCCCUGAGAGACUCUCUGCUCUAAACCUAAACAUAUUUGGCAUAUAUAUCGAUGACUGUAACAAUACACUGCUCAAGCGAGUACGAGAACUGAAGUUGAUGGCCUAUUAUAUUGCCUGCGAUUUUCACUCCUUUUGGACCUUCUUUCCAAACCUUGAAUCCUUCGAGUACAAGGGCGACAGCGAGGGACAUUCGGAAACGUACGGCGACAUCAACACUCUGCGCAAUCUGAGACGUCUCAAACUGACCAGUCUCAAUUUUGCCAACAACUCAGAAACCGACAUGAUGUUCUGGAACCUCAAAAAGCUCCAGGUCCUCACGCUGGUGAACUGCCACCUCAACUUCUUAACGAAAAGCAUGUUCAAGGACUUGCUUUCUCUGCAAUUGUUGCGCAUAGACCUGAACAACCCUCUGACUCUGUUGGACGGGAUGUUCGACCCCCUGCCGUCGCUGAGAGCCAUUGUCCUCGACGAGUUGGACUUCCGCUGUGACUGCGAAAACAACUGGUUUCUAGACUGGGCAGAGAGCUCCAAGCAAGUGCAGGUGAUUCAUCUGCAGCGUCAGCAGUGCGUUUGGCACUACCAGAAGCGUGAUUACCUUUCCACCAUGGAGAAGCUGUGUCAGACAGAUGUGCAGUACCUGUGCUACCUGGGCUCAUCCAUCGCCAUCGCCCUGCUGCUGUCUGCUUCCAUCGGUUAUCGCUUUGCGUACUGGCCCUGCAUGGUUCUCUUCUUCCGUCUGAGAGGAUAUGUGGAGAGGAAGCUUGGAGGGAAGUGGAGGAUAAAAAGAAGAAGAAGAGAGAGGCAGGGAGACGAGGAAGUGGAAGUACAGGUGGAAGAGGAAGAGGAAGAGGAGAUGAAGUUUGAUGCGUUCGUGUCGUUCAGUAGGCAUGAUGAAGCCUGGGUUUUGGAGGAGUUGGCGCCAAGACUGGAGGAAGAAGGCCAGCAAAGACUGCGACUCUGCCUGCACAGCCGGGACUUUGAGGUGGGUAAAGGAAUAGUGAAUAAUAUCUCAGAGAGUAUCUACAGGAGUCGGCGUACAGUGUGUGUGCUGAGUCGUCAGUAUCUGCGCAGUGAUUGGUGCAGCCUGGAGAUGCGAGUGGCGACCUACCGUCUCCUGGAGGAGCAGGAGCAUUCCCUCAUCCUCAUCUUCCUCCAGCACAUCUCCCCCUUCCAGCUCACCGCUUUCCACCGGUUGGUGACCCUGGUAAAAUCCCGUACCUAUCUGGAGUGGCCAGAGGACCUGGCUAAGAGGGAGCACUUCUGGGAAUGCCUGAGAAGAAACAUAGUUAAGGGGGACAUGGAUGCUCCUUCAGCUCUGUUACAAAAAUAGAAACCACUGCAGCAAGUGGAUGGAAAAAGAUGCCGAACUGCAGUUUCUAACUGUACAACCUUUAUAAAAUCCCCAGUGACUCUGCUGCACCCCACUGACACUUUACACCAAAUUACUGUGAUUCCACCACAAAAAUAAUCAGCUCUGGAAAAAAAUUGUUUCUCUGAUUUUGCUAUUUAUAGGUUUAUGUUUGAGUAAAAUCAACAUUGUUGUUUUAUUCUAUAAACUACAGACAAUAUUUCUCCCAAAUUCUAAAUUAAAAUAUUGUAAUUUAGAGCAUUUAUUUAUAGAAAAUGAGAAAAGACUGAAAUAACAAAAAAAAAGAUGCAGAGCUUUCAGACCUCAAAUAAUGCAAAGAAAACAAGUUCAUAUUCAUAAAGUUUUAAGAGUUCAGAAAUCAAUAUUUGGUGGAAUAACCCUGGUUGGUUUUUAAUCACAGUUUUCUUUUCAUGCAUCUUGGCAUCAUGUUCUCCUCCACCAGUCUUACACACUGCUUUUGGAUAACUUUAUGCUGCUUUACUCCUGGUGCAAAAAUUCAAGCAGCUCAGUUUGGUGGUUUGAUGGUUUGUGAUCAUCCAUCAUUUUUAAGUGGGAUCCUAUUUUUUAUCCUGAGCUGUACAUGAUAAUAUGAUUUAGAUAUUAACAGCACAUUGCAGCAUUACCUCCACUAAUCACUACACAGCAAAAUCAGUAUUUAUCUAUGAUCUACACACUGUACUGUAUUUGUGGACUGAUAUAUCCAAAUGCCUUCUUAAAUAAAUGAUUUUGUUUCUAUUUUGACUGAAAAAUCAAAUAAUAAUAGACCAAUUUUACCAACUUUACCAUUAAUCAUAAAAUUAAAUUAAGCUUUCACACUAACCAUUUAAUGUAGUAUUCAUCAGACAGUGUUUUAUUUUAGGUGUAGCAAAUACAGAAUAAAGAUGUAUACAGAAAAAAAUGUAUUAACCUGUUGGGGAUCAUUCAAAAACUAUUCUCACUCACCUGCAUUAUAAUUUGUCUCAACUGUCUUUUAAAUGAAGGAAACUCUUUCUGAUUAGUUUUCUCUCUAUGUAAAACAUGGUAAAUAAAGUGUAUUCAGUCCAAAACUCCUGAGGAGGUCUCCUGAGGUAACUUAUUUAUUUGGGUGUAUUUUGCGCAUUUUUCAAUCAAUGAGUUGUAGAUAUUGUUUUUUUUAAUUAUUAUUUAUAACAUUUUUGUCUUCGGUAAAUUUUGGGUUUAGUAAAACAUUUAUUUGCUCUUACAUGAGGGUACA